AUGUCCACAGCUGCCGCCCCAAGAAAGAGAUCGUUCAAGAGCUACUCCUACAAGGGUGUUGACCUGGAGAAGAUGUUGGAGAUGCCAACCGAGGAGUUCGUCAAGCUCGCUCCUGCCAGAGUUAGAAGAAGAUUCGCUCGUGGUUUGUCGUCCAAGCCAGCCGGUUUGAUGAAGAAGUUGAGAGCCGCCAAGCUUGCCGCUCCAGAGAACGAGAGACCAGCCGUCGUCAAGACCCACUUGAGAAACAUGAUCGUGGUCCCAGAGAUGAUCGGCUCCGUGGUCGGCGUGUACAACGGUAAGGUGUUCAACCAGGUCGAGGUCAAGCCCGAGAUGGUCGGUCACUACCUGGGCGAGUUCUCCAUCACCUACACCCCAGUCAGACACGGUAGAGCCGGUGCCACCACCUCCCGUUUCAUCCCAUUGAGAUAA
Molecule: messenger RNA, 429 nt
Organism: Lachancea thermotolerans CBS 6340
Lineage: Eukaryota; Fungi; Ascomycota; Saccharomycetes; Saccharomycetales; Saccharomycetaceae
Gene: RPS15
Product: 40S ribosomal protein uS19
Exons: 1
Coding region: 1-429 (142 amino acids)
Biological process (GO): translation; ribosomal small subunit assembly
Cellular component (GO): ribosome; cytosolic small ribosomal subunit
Molecular function (GO): RNA binding; structural constituent of ribosome
Source: RefSeq, a predicted model, not a curated record